CACCAUGUCUGGAAGAGGUAAAGGAGGAAAAGGACUCGGGAAAGGAGGCGCUAAGCGUCACCGCAAAGUGUUGCGUGAUAACAUCCAGGGAAUCACCAAACCCGCCAUCCGUCGUCUCGCUCGCCGCGGUGGUGUCAAGCGUAUCUCCGGUCUGAUCUACGAGGAGACUCGCGGUGUGUUGAAGGUGUUUCUGGAGAACGUGAUCCGUGAUGCCGUCACCUACACCGAGCACGCCAAGAGAAAGACCGUCACUGCCAUGGACGUUGUGUACGCGCUGAAACGACAGGGACGAACUCUGCCGAGGAGCUGUCACAGGAGGAGCGGGAGGGAACAGAAUCUCGUUAUCAUGGCAAGAACCAAACAGACCGCUCGCAAGUCCACCGGUGGAAAAGCCCCGAGGAAGCAGCUCGCUACUAAAGCCGCCCGCAAGAGCGCCCCCGCCACCGGUGGAGUCAAGAAGCCUCAUCGUUACAGGCCCGGUACCGUGGCGCUGAGAGAGAUCCGCCGUUAUCAGAAGUCCACUGAGCUGCUGAUCCGCAAACUGCCUUUCCAGCGUCUAGUGAGAGAAAUCGCUCAGGAUUUCAAGACGGAUCUGCGCUUCCAGAGCUCCGCCGUCAUGGCCCUGCAGGAGUCCAGCGAGGCUUAUUUGGUCGGUCUGUUCGAGGACACCAACUUUCGUUUUACAUUCACUAUGUCUGGAAGAGGUAAAGGGGGAAAAGGACUCGGGAAAGGAGGCGCUAAGCGUCACCGCAAAGUGUUGCGUGAUAACAUCCAGGGAAUCACCAAACCCGCCAUCCGUCGUCUCGCUCGCCGCGGUGGUGUCAAGCGUAUCUCCGGUCUGAUCUACGAGGAGACUCGCGGUGUGUUGAAGGUGUUUCUGGAGAACGUGAUCCGUGAUGCCGUCACCUACACCGAACACGCCAAGAGAAAGACCGUCACUGCCAUGGACGUUGUGUACGCGCUGAAACGACAGGGACGAACUCUGUACGGCUUCGGAGGAUAAACGUCUUCAUUCUCAUCAGAUAAACCCAACGGCUCUUUUAAGAGCCACACACACUCACACGAAGAGUCAAUGUUUCAGCUGUCUUGGUGGUAUCAUUUUGUUUAUAUUUACACGAUUAAUAUCAAUAUUAUCGUAAGUUAUGCAGAAAGAGUUUGUGCGCACUCGUUUUCUGAUUGUAUUUUUUUAAAUUAAAAAUGCAUUUUCCUCUCUGCUCCGUUAACCUGCACCCCCACUCAGGGGCUCACAGCUGAAAAUGACAUACCUGAAUUAAAAUAAAUAUAGCUCCUGAGAACAGUGUACCACAGGCACAAUUAAGGUCUCUUUGGAAAGAAGACAUUUGGCACUCUACUAACAAUAAAUCAGAGUUGAUAAUGCUCAAACAAAUAAAAAGUUAUAAAAGUUGAAGUGCCUCGUAAAUAAUGUGAACUUCAAAAAAUGUUUUAUUAUUUCAUGUACAAAUAUAUAAAAAUAGACCUGGAGGAAUCCAAUUAGGUAAAGGAUUGAAAGCCACAAGUCUCAUCAGUUUAUAUUUCAAAUUUGAGGAAGAUAUAAUGAAAAAUGGGGUUCCUGCAAGCUUUUUUCCAAGACUAUAUCAGUUCCCUUUCUCCCUACCCCUGCGCGAGGCACAUCCCCAGAAAUGACAUCCCCAAACUAAAUUAAUUGUAGUUACUGAACAAUUUGCUCUACAUGCACAAUUUAGACAUAUUUAAAAAGAAGACACUUUGGAGUUUAUUACCCAAAUGUAAAAGUUGAAAAAACUUACACAGACAAACAUUUAUAGAAUUUAAAGUGUCUUGAAGAUAAUUUGUACUGCAAGUAACAUUGCAUCAUUUUAUGAAAAAAUAAAUGA
Molecule: messenger RNA, 1853 nt
Organism: Xyrauchen texanus (razorback sucker)
Lineage: Eukaryota; Metazoa; Chordata; Actinopteri; Cypriniformes; Catostomidae
Exons: 4
Coding region: 5-1003 (332 amino acids)
Biological process (GO): nucleosome assembly
Cellular component (GO): nucleosome
Molecular function (GO): structural constituent of chromatin; DNA binding; protein heterodimerization activity
Source: RefSeq, a predicted model, not a curated record